GAACUAAAAUCAUAUUUAAUCCUUAAAAAUAUAUAAAUAUAACAUGAGAAAUAAGGAUAAGUUAUAAAAAUAUUAAAUGGUUAUAUAAUUAGGCUUUGAGGUAUGUGCUCUUGUGUAUAGACAUGCUCUUGAACGCGGCGGUAGGAACCAAAAUUCAUGUCUUAUGUUUUUUUAGAACCCUACCUUGUUACCGUUACCAUUUGAGAGUACCCUCUCUUCUCUCUCUUUUGAAUCCUCUUCUUCCAAAAACACAAGCCCUAGGAGGAUUCAAUUAGCGAUAGGCGUGGGGGCGUGAUCCAACGGAAGAAUCAAAGGCGAUUAUGAGUUUUGGGUCGAGGGUUUAAUUGUGGCAAGACUUUGAACAGGGUGUUUUAAGUUGAGGCACGACAGGUCGCUGGAGCGCAAGCACAUUGGGAUGAGUCAGCAUAGGUCUCCGUCUCCACCGCAUCAUCACACUUCUUCCAGAAGUGCAAAGCCUCGUGAUGAGAUGAUAAACUCAAGCGAAGCUGAAGAAAUGGACUCAAUGGAUACCAAAUUUGAAACAAUUGAGGCUAGAAUAACAUCUAUGCUUCCCCAACUCCAAUCUGAGUGUGGCAUUCUACAGAGAAUAGUGUACAAAAAUAAGAACCAGCAUCGACGCUCUUCCUAUUUCCAGCGUCUUUUGAAGGUGAGAAGGGAUUUAAAACUCCUGCAAUCAGCAAACUUGGAGGAGCUUGUAACAUCAUGCCUCCAUGUUAUCAAAGGAGAUAAACCAAGGCAGAAAGUUAUUCUUUUAGAGAGCUUAAAAAGGAGAAAAUGUGAUGGUGAAAAGCACAAUUUUAUGGAGCGAUUGUUAGGAGCUGCACGCUUAUUAGCUGAGAUGGUUGAACCAAUACUCAAGGCUGCUACUGAGGUAUCAGUAUUGUUUGCACAAUCCUUUUUUAUGGGAUUUUCUCUUACAAUAAUGGCUUUGCUUGCACGUCUUCGAGUAUUGGUUCAACAAAUAUUACUUGAUGUUGUUUCAUUGUUCAACAUGGUUUCUUCUCUCUCUAUAACCAAACAGUCAACAAAAAUAACUCUUAAUGGAAUUGAGGUUUUUAGAGAUUUCUAUCCUCUUAGUGAUGAUUUUAUUACAUUAGAUUGUGUUUGGGAAUCAGACAAGUUUAUAUUACACGAGAGGAUACAUAAAAGGAAAAAUGAAAGUCAAGCCGAGGACUCUAAUGAACAUGCCUUUGUCCAAACUUCAAAUGUGAAUUAUAAUAGUAUUGACUCUUUUCUCGGGGUAAAUUGUGUUGUAGAUGAUCAGCUUGAGGGACUGGAAGCUGUUGCUGCCAAAGAAGAUCUCCGUCAUGUAGAUAAUAUGAAUACUGAUUUGUCGAUUGACUCAUCACAAUUUGACACUAAGAUGACAGUGUACCGUGAGGAAGGAGAAAAUGAAGACACCACAAAAACCUCCAUCAACGAAUCUUCACAGCAAGCUGUUUUGCAUACAUCAUCAAGGUCUUCUACCAAUGAUAAACUCCAUUCUAUGCCAAAGAAGGUUGCAUUUGUCUCCGUCAAGGAUCUUACGUUAACUCGACCCACAUCUUAGUGUCUGUGUGCUAGCUGUUGCACGUUACCAACACUUGGAUCAUGUUUGGGCUGAAGCAACAAUUCAUAGCUUCUGCAUAAUGUUUGUUGCUCGGUGACGUGGAAAUUUGGCCAAAUUGAGUCAUGAGCUAUUGAUGUUAAGAUAUUCUAAAACUUCAUGAGAGAUUGAAGUGGCCAAACAGUGGAUGACAUGGGAGAUUGAGUCAUUGCUAUUGAUGUUUAUUUACUGAUGUAAAUGCAAAGACUAAUUUUAAACAUAACAAGGUAGUUUUAUUCUUUUGAUUUCUUAGCUUUUGUUUGAACACUCCUUGAUAUGUCCCAAUCAUAUACUUUUUUUAGGUCGAGAAACAUGAAUCAUAUUUAAACGUGCA
Vigna radiata var. radiata (mung bean) is the source of this 1940-nucleotide messenger RNA. RefSeq lists its product as uncharacterized. Lineage: Eukaryota; Viridiplantae; Streptophyta; Magnoliopsida; Fabales; Fabaceae. The coding region runs from base 416 to 1570 and encodes 384 amino acids. The record is from RefSeq and is a predicted model, not a curated record. The transcript has 11 exons.